Schistocerca cancellata (South American locust) is the source of this 3559-nucleotide messenger RNA. RefSeq lists its product as uncharacterized. Gene Ontology annotation, molecular function: ubiquitin protein ligase binding. Gene Ontology annotation, biological process: proteasome-mediated ubiquitin-dependent protein catabolic process; regulation of proteolysis. The coding region runs from base 149 to 2233 and encodes 694 amino acids. The transcript has 3 exons. Gene Ontology annotation, cellular component: cytoplasm. NCBI's taxonomy places the organism in Eukaryota, Metazoa, Arthropoda, Insecta, Orthoptera, Acrididae. The record is from RefSeq and is a predicted model, not a curated record.
GUUCUCAGUCGUCCUGCUAGUGAGUCUGUCUUCAUCUCUGUCUCUUUACACGUGUGCAAAAAACGCCUACAAUUCGGACAUCAACUACUAGUGGGCAUAUUUUGCUAACAGUGUCAAUUCACAGCUGGACACUAUUGCAGAAAUUACAAUGCCCUGUCUGCCUUUAGUUCACGUUAGUAGACCUGAAACAGUGCAACUGUCAGGAAGCACAACACUGAAAGCAGUGAAAGCUGUCUACAACUGGACAGUUUCUGGCUUUGAUAUUUGCCCCGAGGGUGCUGAUAACAUUAGAUCUCCUGUAUUUUCUCACCCAAAUUCGAGUAAAUGGUACGUGCAACUUCAAAAGAGUGAAGGCAACCCGAUGAUGUGCUUCCACCUUGUGAGUAGCAGCAAUUCUGAGCCUGUAAAUGCAACCCUUAAAGCUUCCGUGUUGGAUCAGGAAGGAUCAAAACACUGUGUGUAUCCACCUGUAUUCUGCAGUCUCGAAAUAUGUGGGAUAUCUAGUUUAGUAUGUGUGAAGGACAACUUUGAUGUGAAAGAACUGGGUGAGCACUGGACUUUUGAAUGCGAAGUGUGCACUGUAGAAGUUGUAACGGAGAACACUAGUGAUGCAGACGAAGAAGAACUGCAUUCGGCCUUAGCCGAGGAUCUGGAGCAGUUGCUGAAAUCGAAAAACCUCACAGAUAUCAAGCUGAGUGCCGGAGGAGUCCAGCUGGAUGCACACAGAGCGAUACUGUGUGCACGUAGCCCCGUGUUCAGAGCCAUGCUGAGUCACGACACCAAGGAGGCUCUGGAAGGGCUUGUGGAGAUCUCUGAUGCUGAACCACAGGUUGUGUCAGAGAUGCUGCGCUACAUGUACACGGACAGAAUACAGGUACCGAGUGACACGACAGAGCAACUCUUGGUGCUCUUCGAUAAGUACGGGCUCCAGGAUCCCAAGUUGAAGUGUGAGUUGGAGCUAGCGAGGCACCUCACAAUAGACAGUGCUGCUGAUAUUGCUGUCUAUGCCGUCAUUCACUCGUGCAGCUUCCUGCAGAAGGUGUGUGUGGCUUUCAUUAAGCAGAAUCUCGAGCAGGUGGUCGGGAGUGGAGGCUGGGCAAACAUCAUUGACAAGUAUCCUGCAGCUGUGGAGACAAUCAGCGAAUUGCUCACUGAAGGAUCAGAGAGGUGUUCCUCACAGCCUGCUACAUCUGGGUCACAAUCAGAUUCCACCACAGUGAAUUCUCCAGUCACAGAGUCCACAUCAGCAUGUGCUGGAAGUUCAGAUACUGUGUGGGACUUGGGCUACACAAGCUGUGAAAGAAAGAAAGUGGUCUAUGUCUGGACCAUUUCAGGCUUAACAAACUGGCCCGAGAACAGAGAUUUUGUCGCAUCACCUCGUUUCUGCCAUCCUGAGUCAAUUCAGUGGGAAAUAAGGCUCUAUAAAUUGGGAACAGAAUACCAUGUGUGCUUCCAACUGUUGGAAAAUAAUGAUGGUGGGAGUGUAAUGGUGGAUUUGAGUGUUUCUGUAAUUUCCCCAGAAGGAGAGAGAUGCGGAAUCAAAACAUUACCGGGCUACUGGUUUCAGGAAGGUUCAGAGUCAGAUAAAUUUGAAUGUGGGUGUUUAACUAAUGACACGUUGAAAGUAGAGUGUGAAAUCCGUACAGUGUGUGUCGUGCAGCAGUGUGUUGUGGCAGUUAAGCCAGUGCUGCAGUCUCGUCUUAGACAGGAUCUGCAUUCCCUACUAGAGUCAGGAAAUUUUGCAGAUUUUAAACUGAGUGCCGGGACUGUCGAGAUGAGAGUACACAGAGCGAUACUGGCAGCCCGUAGUCCCUUCUUCGCCCGUAACCUGCGGCCGGGAUCAAAGGUGUUCAAGAAGGGCCAGUUGGAAGUUCCGGAUGUGAAGCCUGAAGUGUUGGCUGACGUUCUGCACUACAUAUACACUGGGGGAGUGAAAAACCUGAGUGACUCCACAGUGGAGCUGCUGGCAGCAGCCCACAGAUUUGAACUGUGUGACCUGAAGAGGGAGUGCCUUGCACAUCUGUCCAACAGGCAGCUCACUGUGGGUAAUGCCGUCGCAACAGCUGUCUGUGCUGUGGAAAACCAGUGUGACGCAUUGUUAAACUCAUCUGUGGAGUUCAUCCGAUCACAUUUCAAGCAGGUGAUGGGGACUACCGAGUGGAUUGAAGCCAUUCGCAGGCACCCUGAAGCUAUCAAGAAAAUCAGUCAAAUGGUAGCAAAAGCUGGAAAGUAGACUCUGGUAUUAAAAGUGUUUUGGAUUCACUACAUGUGUGAACAUGUGUUUUUUCCCAUAGAGUAUGUAUAUUUAUGGAGUAAGUAUAGUCUACUGUGUAUUUUCUCAACAUCAAACCUGGCUAGUCACAUGAUUUAGGGAUGAUGCUGCUUGUCUACAAUUUGAGGUAAUAGUGAAACUUGAAUAUUAUAUGUAUUCGCUUUGUGUUAUAUACAUUUCUGCACAUUUGAGUUUUAGUAACAGCUGUGCUGCAGUAUUGUUGAAGCUAUGGAUGUAAACAGAUGUACAUCAAAGGUGAAUCAGUUUCUUUCAGAGAUAUGUGAAACAAAUGUAUAAAUAUAAAUGUCAUAUUGAUAUGAAAUAAUAUAUAUUUUGAAAAAUAUCGAGACUUGGUAUUAUAAAGUCUUGUAUUGUAGAGAUAAUUUCUGCGAUUUUAUGGCCAGGUGUUUACAAGACAAGUGCUAGAUAAAUUUGCAAGUGUUUUUGAGUAAACUGCCAGUCAGUGUAUACACAUAGGUGCUAUGUUAAUAUGCAGAUAAAGUUUUUGCACAAGUCUGUUUAAUUUCUUCCUAUUUAUGCAGGUUUUCAAACCCUUGUAUGUAUCUAAGUAUUUCUGCAUGAGAAGGUUUCCUAGAGAGUCUCACUGGAACGUAAUUAAUUGGAACAGAAUCAACAAUAUGAAAACCUAAAAAAAAAGCUAUCACUUGUUUUAUUUCUCCAAAAUUUUGAACUUUUUUUCAUGUUGUAUGGUGUUAUUUUGCUGAUGAGAUGGUGAAAAAAUGUCAUAGAUAUUUUACUUGUCUGUAAAAAGCAGAACAGUAAAUAAAGAAAAAUUGAAAAUAAUUAUGUACAAGCAGGUAGUUCAGAUCACUUACCAUACUUGCUGUAACAGUUUUGUAGUUUCAAAUUUGUAGUUUCUUCAUGACACAUCAAAGCCUUCUACAUUGUCAUUAUAACAUAAUUAAUUAGAGCACAGAUUUGACAAUAUGAAUAAGUGCAAUAGAAAGUGUAAAAGUUAUUGUGUUUGCUGUCACUUCUUAUCAUGUUACAAAAAAAAAAAAAAGUAGAAUCUGAAUUAACGCUGUAACAAAAAAGCAUAGUAACAUUGCACUUCAAAUCUUGAAGCCAGCUUCAGUUCCUGGUAUCAAAUUGUUAAGAUGUCUAUAAAAUAGUUAUACAAAGUCCCACAGUACUUCCAACAUGAUCUGUGCGUAGCAGCAAAGUAGCAACACUCAAAAUACACUAAGUGCUAUACAGGCUGAAAUACGCCAUCCCAAACUCAAGUCUCAAGUGAUUUGAGCUGCAGGAGAUUGAUUUUCUUGAAAA